Molecule: messenger RNA, 1011 nt
Organism: Hibiscus syriacus
Lineage: Eukaryota; Viridiplantae; Streptophyta; Magnoliopsida; Malvales; Malvaceae
Product: protein TORNADO 2-like
Exons: 2
Coding region: 50-859 (269 amino acids)
Biological process (GO): auxin-activated signaling pathway
Cellular component (GO): plasma membrane; plasmodesma
Source: RefSeq, a predicted model, not a curated record
UUCAUUGUUAAAUCUCAGACUAAUUAGUUCUCUAAAAAGAAGAAAUAAUAUGGCAUUAAGCAGCAAUGUGAUCGGUGCAAUCAACUUUGUUGCCAUGCUGCUCUCGAUUCCAAUCAUAGGUGCUGGAAUCUGGCUUGCAAAUCAAGCAGACAAUUCCUGUGUCAAGAUUUUACAAUGGCCUGUUGUAGUUUUGGGAGUCUUAAUCUUGGUUGUAGCUCUAGCAGGGUUCAUUGGAGGGUUUUGGCGCAUUCCCUGGCUCCUUUUUGCUCACCUUGUUGGCAUGCUCAUUCUCAUCAUAUUGCUUGUAUGCUUGGUUGUUUUCAUCUACAUGGUCACCAUGAAAGGCUCGGGCCACCUCGAACAGGGUCGGGCUUACUUGGAAUAUCGUCUUGAAGAUUUUUCGGGUUGGCUUCAACGGAGAGUUAAGAGUUCUUACAAAUGGGAAAGGAUUAAACUCUGUCUCAGCUCAACAGAUAUGUGUUCACAGCUGAACCAAAGCUAUACUAUGGCUAUAGAUUUCUUUAACUCUCAUUUAACACCCAUAGAGUCUGGAUGCUGUAAGCCACCUACUGCAUGUGGAUACAAUUUUGUGAAUCCAACAAACUGGAUCAGCCCCAUCAACAACAUAGCAGACCCUGAUUGCAUACAGUGGAGCAAUGACCAAACGCAGCUGUGCUACAAUUGUAACUCGUGCAAAGCGGGAUUACCUACCAAUAUAAAGCAGGAAUGGAGAAAAGCCGACAUAAUACUGCUCACAACUCUCAUUGCUUUGAUAUGUGUGUAUCUUGUAGGGUGUUGUGCGUUCAGGAAUGCCAAAACUGAGGACAUUUUUAGAAAGUACAAGCAAGGUUAUACUUAAGAACUAGGUUAAGUUUAAGCUGGUAGUGUUAGUGGUGCUAUUGGGGUGGGAUUGAAUGGAGUUUUUCAUCUUGUGACUUUGUGUAACUAAGAUGAUGUGUUACCUAUUCACAUUUGGUUGAAAAGUUGUAUAACCAAGUAGAAAUUUCUGUA